Mesorhabditis belari is the source of this 1479-nucleotide messenger RNA. The record is from the annotation of a GenBank genome assembly. Lineage: Eukaryota; Metazoa; Nematoda; Chromadorea; Rhabditida; Rhabditidae.
AUGGCGCAGAAGAUGAAGGAAUCGCCGGUUGAUGGGGAGCAGCCAUCCACCGACAACACAAAGUCGAAUCAACCGGGAUCACCGAAAAGCCGCCUCGCCAUGCUCAAACGUUCUUCGGCCAAGAAAGCAAGCACGAAUCAGGAUCCUUUCCGGUUUCAAGGCCAAGGCGUGCAAUUCAAAGGGAAAUUGAUUGGAAUUCGCGAUGUCGAAGGUGCUCGUGGUGAUGCGAUGUGUGCUGAGGCAAUGAGACAAGCCAAGGCAGCAGUGAAAGCGGCCGGAUCACAUAAGCAAAGAAUCAUGCUUUUCAUCAACAUCGAUGGGAUCAAGAUCGUUGACGAGAAGAGCCAAGCCACCCUCUACAACUUCCCCGUUUCACGAAUUUCUUUCAUCGCCAGAGACACAACGGAUGCUCGCGCUUUUGGAUUUGUUUAUGGAGAAUCGGCUGGAAACUACAAAUUCUAUGGGAUCAAGACGGCACAAACGGCUGAUCAUGCGGUUCUAUCGAUUCGCGACAUGUUCCAAAUUGUUUUCGAGAUGAAAAAAAAGCAAAUCGAACAAGUGAAGAAGAAUGCAGAGGGAACAGACGGCGGGGCUUCUCAGGAGGGUGUUCGAUCAGAAGAUGGAGUGCUUGUGGCUGACUUACUGGAUUUGGAAACUGAAGUGCAUAACAUCGAACAAGGACUCAGCCAACUCGCGAACAUUCCUGUCGUGGCUGGUGACGAAUGGCCUGGAGAGCAUCCACCUAACAGUGCAUUUGCUGAUCCAUUUGGAGCCCCACAAUUCGGAGGGGUUCAUGCUGCCAAUAACACUCCUCACACUCCACAAUCCGUCAACAACACAAGGGCUGAUCCGUUUGGCGAUAGUUUCAACUCAUCUACUCAGACUCAACACUUCUCUAUGGGCUCAUCGAUGCCAAUGCCAAUUCAUCAGCAGCCCUCUGUUUUCCAUACUCCAUACAUUUCUCCUGUGCAACCUCAUUUGUUUCAACAACCCAUAAUCCAACAACACUGGACGGGCCAACAAGCUCAAGCGCCACAACAUCCUUCAAAUGCUGGAUUUUCGAUGAACCGCACCGCUCCACUUCCAAGCAUGGCCGGCAAUUUCCAAGUUCCAGCUCCAACUAUGCAUUGGACGAACGAGAACACCGCUCCGAAUGGCACUCAGAUUCACCACGCUAACACUUUUGCCAACUUUGAAAGUGUGAAUAACACUGACGCUUCGCGUAAGCUUUCUACCGAAUGGGAUGCUCCACGAAAAGUUACAUCGCUUGAAGAUGCUUUCACUAAACUCGUCGACAUGAAUUCGCUGGUCGGUCGUCCAAAUGAGGCCAAGAAAAAUCCAUUUGAUCAUAUUAUCAAUCCGCCAAAGGUGCCUUUGAACGCGUUGGGUGUCGCUCCUCCACUCCCGUCUCGCCCCGUCGUGGCUGCAGGUGCAUUCCCUGCUUCAAGUGCUGACCCAUUCUCUGAUGCAUUCUUCCGC